CCGGGGCGGGGCAGGACGGGCGGGAGCGGCGGCCGGGAAGGAGCCUCGGGGCCGGGUGGCAUGCGGUAGCCCCACCGACGUAGACCUCCGCGCCGUUCCUCCGCCACCUCCAUGGACGACAUCUUCACCCAGUGCCGGGAGGGCAACGCCGUGGCCGUCCGGCUGUGGCUGGACAACACGGAGAAUGACCUCAACCAGGGGGACGACCACGGAUUCUCCCCGCUGCACUGGGCCUGCCGGGAAGGCCGGGGGGCCGUGGUGGAGAUGCUGAUCAUGCGGGGGGCGCGGAUCAAUGUCAUGAACCGGGGGGACGACACCCCUCUGCACCUGGCCGCCAGCCACGGCCACCGCGACAUUGUCCAGAAGCUGCUGCAAUACAAGGCCGACAUCAACGCCGUCAACGAACACGGCAACGUCCCUCUGCACUAUGCCUGCUUCUGGGGUCAGGAUCAGGUGGCUGAGGACCUCGUGGCCAGCGGCGCCCUGGUCAGCGUCUGUAACAAGUAUGGGGAGAUGCCCGUGGACAAGGCCAAGGCUCCGCUCCGGGACAGCUUGCGAGAGCGAGCGGAGAAGCUGGGCCAGAAUCUGAGCAAGAUCCCGUACAAGGACACUUUCUGGAAGGGCACCACGCGUACCCGGCCUCGGAACGGAACCCUCAACAAGCACUCGGGCAUUGACUACAACCAGCUGAACUUCAUCACGCUCCUCAACAAAAACCACUCCGGAGAGCUGUGGAAAGGCCGCUGGCAGGGCAACGACGUCGUCAUCAAGAAGAUGCAGAUCCGCGACUGGACCACGAGGAAGAGCCGCGACUUCAAUGAGGAGUAUCCCCGGCUCAGAAUCUUCUCUCACCCUAACGUCCUGCCCGUGCUGGGCGCCUGCCUGGUCCCGUCCGAACCCCAGCCCGCCAUCAUCACCCACUGGAUGCCCUACGGCUCUCUCUACAACGUCCUGCACGAAGGCACCAACUUCGUGGUCGACCAGACCCAGGCGGUGAAGUUUGCCCUGGACAUGGCGCGGGGCAUGGCCUUUCUGCACACGCUGGAGCCUCUGAUCCCACGGCACGCGCUCAACAGCCGCAGCGUCAUGAUCGACGAGGACAUGACCGCCCGCAUCAGCAUGGCUGACGUCAAGUUCUCCUUCCAGUGCCCCGGCCGCAUGUACGCUCCGGCCUGGGUGGCCCCCGAGGCCCUGCAGAAGAAGCCCGAGGAGAUUAACCGCCGCUCGGCCGACAUGUGGAGCUUCGCCGUGCUGCUGUGGGAACUGGUGACGCGGGAGGUGCCCUUCGCCGAUCUUUCCAACAUGGAAAUCGGCAUGAAGGUGGCACUGGAGGGCUUGCGCCCCACCAUCCCGCCCGGCAUCUCGCCUCACGUUUGCAAGCUGAUGCGCAUCUGCAUGAACGAAGACCCGGCCAAGAGGCCCAAGUUCGAUAUGAUCGUGCCCAUCCUGGAGAAGAUGCAGGACAAAUAGCGGCUGCGGGGGGGGGGGGGGGGGGCGGCACCCCCCGGCCGCCCGCCCCUGCGCCCUCUGCUCCUCCCCGCCCCGUCACCUCCCGGAGAAGAGUCAGAACCGAGAGGUGCUAGGCCGGCCCGCGGGCGGCGGCCUGUCUUCUCUACAGCUACGGUACAGGCGGCUCCGCCCCCAGCCUCACCUCUCCCUUCCGCCGCCCCCAGCCCCCGCCCCACUGUGUUCGCGGGUGGGGGACUGCUAGCAGGAGCCCCUCAACCCACUCUGUCGGGCAGGCCCCCCCCCCCAUCC
Messenger RNA from Ornithorhynchus anatinus (platypus), 1758 nucleotides. It is a transcript of the gene ILK, whose product is annotated as integrin linked kinase. Gene Ontology annotation, cellular component: stress fiber; focal adhesion. The transcript has 13 exons. NCBI's taxonomy places the organism in Eukaryota, Metazoa, Chordata, Mammalia, Monotremata, Ornithorhynchidae. Gene Ontology annotation, biological process: substrate adhesion-dependent cell spreading; integrin-mediated signaling pathway; cell-matrix adhesion. Gene Ontology annotation, molecular function: protein kinase activity; protein binding; ATP binding. The record is from RefSeq and is a predicted model, not a curated record. The coding region runs from base 112 to 1470 and encodes 452 amino acids.